AUGAAGAUAAUUUGUGUAGGUAUGGCAAAAACUGGAACUAAAUCCAUCUCCAAAGCUUUACGGCAUCUUGGAUUCACUGUCUUUGACUGGGAAGAGCAAGUAUUUGAUUUCCAAGACCACUGGGUUGAUGUUUUCCAAAAUGGCGCCAAGCCAGAUGUAAGGAGAGUCUACCAAAAUGCUGACGCGGUCGUGGACAAUCCCGGAAAUUUUUUCUGGGAGGAAAUACUGGAAGCUUUCCCUAAUAGUAAAGUAAUUUUGAGCGAAAGAGAAGAAGAUUCUUGGUUGAAGAGUAUGGUCAAUCAACUUCAAGUCGCCGAAGCAGUGAUAUCUCGCAGGUUUUUGGCUGUUCUCUCCCCUACUUCAAGAAAACUGAUCUUUAUUCUUUAUUCUCAUUUGACUGCUAUUCUUGGCUCGGCAAACCCCAAGUCGGCUUGUGUCUUGCGUAAGCGUUAUCGCAUGCACAAUCACCGUGUUAAGUCACUUGUUCCACCAGAGAAGUUGUUGGUGUACAACGUGAAGCAAGGCUGGAAACCGCUGUGUGAUUUCUUGGGUAGCGACCUUCCAACAAUUGCCUUCCCACAUGAGAAUAUCAAAGGCGAAAUUGCUGAAGUUCCUUUGUCGGAGACAAGGUUUGGUCGGCAGGUAAUAUUAGAGAUACAGAGAGCUCUGUUUCUAAUCCUUUCCGUUAUCGUAGUUAUUGUAGGUUCAUUUUUUGUCUUUUUCUGUGAUUAG
Messenger RNA from Porites lobata, 732 nucleotides. Lineage: Eukaryota; Metazoa; Cnidaria; Anthozoa; Scleractinia; Poritidae. The record is from the annotation of a GenBank genome assembly.